This is a messenger RNA of Melampsora larici-populina 98AG31, 2199 nucleotides long. RefSeq lists its product as uncharacterized. Gene Ontology annotation, biological process: intracellular copper ion homeostasis; intracellular iron ion homeostasis; chloride transport. The record is from RefSeq and is a predicted model, not a curated record. Lineage: Eukaryota; Fungi; Basidiomycota; Pucciniomycetes; Pucciniales; Melampsoraceae. Gene Ontology annotation, cellular component: membrane; early endosome; endoplasmic reticulum. Gene Ontology annotation, molecular function: voltage-gated chloride channel activity. The transcript has 11 exons. The annotation marks the transcript as partial.
UACUCUGAUUUUAUGAGAGCCAAAACAGAUUGGGUUCAAGAUGCAUUUCUCGAAAGACGUAAACGAAAAUCGGAAUCUGAAUGGACUGGUCAAUCUUCAACUUUAUCCUCAUGGUUUUCAAAAUUAUACGAAGCUGCUCAAACUUGGCUUGUACUUGCUCUAGUCGGUGCUGCAAUCGGUCUUAAUGCUGCCUUAAUCUCAAUUAUCACAGCUUGGUUAUCAGAUUUAAAAAUGGGAUAUUGUCGUCAAGGAUGGUGGUUAAAUCAAAAGUUUUGUUGCUUAGGUGCAACAGAAGAAGGAUGUCAAGAUUGGAUCACUUGGACUAGUUUUUUACCAAUUCGUUAUUUAGCUUAUGUAUUUUAUAGUAUCACGUUUGCUUAUUUUGCUGCUAAAUUAGUCGUCGCUUUUUCUUCUUCUGCUGCUGGUUCUGGUAUUUCUGAAAUCAAAUGUAUCUUAUCUGGUUUUAAUAAAUCAGGUUAUUUAAGUUUUGUUACCUUGGGUAUUAAAAGUAUUGCUUUACCUUUGGCUAUUGCUAGUGGUCUUAGUGUAGGAAAGGAAGGUCCAAGUGUACAUGUAGCUGCUAGUAUUGGUAGUGUUAUUGGUGGAACAUUUAAAAAGAUUGAUCGGAAUAGUCAUAAGAUGCGAGAGGUGGUAACAGCUGCUAGUGCGGCUGGAGUUGCUGUGGCUUUUGGUAGUCCAGUGGGUGGUGUCUUAUUUGCAUUUGAGGAAAUGACGGUCAACUUUCCUAUCAAGACAAUGUGGAAAAGUUUCUUCUGUGCACUGGUGGCUACCGUAACAUUAUCUGCCAUGAACCCAUUUCGUACAGGAAAGUUAGUACUCUUUCAAGUAUCAUAUGAUCGAGAUUGGCAUUUUUUCGAAAUCGGUUUUUUUAUCUUAAUCGGACUCUUCGGAGGACUUUAUGGAGCAUUUGUGAUUAAAUAUAAUUUACAAGUAGCUACUUUUCGAAAACAACAUCUCGGUAAUUCUGCCAUUUCAGAAGUCGUCAUCUUAGCUGGUAUAACCGCUUUGAUUGGUUAUUUUAAUAAGUUUUUAAGGAUCGAUAUGACUGAAAGUUUAGAUAUCUUGUUUAGAGAAUGUGAAGGUGGCGGUGAUUAUGAUGGACUUUGUCAAUCUUGGGCUCAGUGGCAAAUGGUCAAUUCUCUCUUACUAGCUACUGUUAUACGGACAUGCUUGGUAGUGCUUUCUUAUGGCUGUAGAGUACCAGCGGGUAUAUUUGUUCCUUCGAUGGCUGUAGGUGCCACAUUUGGUCGUAUGGUUGGGAUUCUUGUCAAGGCAUUGUACAUGUCGGUUCCUCAUUGGGCAAUCUUUGCUGCUUGCGAUCCCGAAAAACCUUGUAUCACUCCUGGCACUUAUGCUCUACUAGGUGCAGCAGCAGCUUUGGGAGGUAUUAUGAGGAUCACAGUGACAGUAGUUGUGAUCAUGUUUGAACUGACUGGGGCGUUAACUUAUAUCUUACCUACAAUGGCAAUCUUAAUGGUAACCAAAUCAGUUUCAGAUCAACUUGUAAAAGGUCAUGGAGGAAUUGCCGAUCAAAUGAUUCGAUUAAAUGGAUUUCCAUGUUUAGAAAAAGAAGAUCAUGUAUAUGGUACUGCAGUAGGCAAUAUAAUGACAGGAAAAUCACAUGGGGUAAGGAUCAUAAAUGUAGUAGAAUCUCCUGUAGAUUUGAUUGUAGAACGUGGGAUCUCGGGAUGGCCUAUUGUAAAAGGACGUGGCGAUUUACGGAUUGUGGGUUAUGUAGCAUCUGAUGCGUUAUUUGAAGCUGUAGAACGAAGUCAUGCAUCUUCUUUUGGACCAGACUGUUUAGUAACUUUAUGUAGAAACUCAACACUUGAUAAUCGAACUGAUUUAACUGAGAUUCGAACUAGAGAAAGGCUUGAUUUAACUUAUUUAGUUAACCCUUCACCUUUAAGAGUCAGCCCAAAACAACCAUUAGAAAUGGUGAUGAGUCUUUUUAAAAAAAUGGGACCUAAAACUAUUUUAAUUGAAUCUGGUGGUAAUUUAGUUGGAUUGGUUACAUUAAAAGAUGUUUUAAGAUUCGAAUAUGAAUCACAACAUUCACAUUUCAAUCAUAGUUCUGGUUUUGAUAAUCGAAAUGAAGGAUUAGAAGAAGUUUUAAAUGAUACUAAAAGUUUAGUUUGGGACGUUUUUAAUGGGAUUACUAGAUGGGUUAAAGGAUGA